CAACAGCAAAUCAGCCAAACUGUACUGUUGUAGCCGAAAACGUUUCAUGUCAUAUAAAGAAACAAUAGCUUCCGCCAUGAAUCGGGACAAAUCUAGCCCGUCCCCCUCCACCCUCCAGGAGUCCCCAGGUCGACCGCCUCCCGGUACUUUACUUCUGGUUCUGGUCGACUGUAGGAAAACACAGGGGCAGAGUGGAACAGAGAGAGGAGAAGAGGAUCAUGGAGAUUUGAUUUCAUUAAGUAAGAACCAUGGGGACAGCCCGAAUCGUUGCCCUCUCAGUGGGAGGAGCUUUUCAUCUGAGGAGCCUCAACAACAUCAUGAUGCUGAAAAGACAGAAAAGAGUCUCUCCAGAUCAGAACACCUCAAGAAACACCAGCAGAGAGGUAUAGGAAAGAAUCCUCAUCAUUGCUGCUCUGACUGUGGGAAGAGUUUUGCUAAACAGAAGGAAUUGAUAAUUCACCAGCGGAGUCACAUCAAAGAGAAACUUUACUACUGCUCUCAGUGUGGGAAGAGUUUUGCUGCAUCUAAAACCUUAAAAUCUCAUCAGAGACUUCAUACAGGGGAGAGGCCUUACCCCUGCUUUGAUUGUGGGAAAUGUUUCAAUCAAUUAGGAGCCCUGACUAAACACCAACACAUACACACAGGAGAGAGGCCUUAUAGCUGUGAUCAGUGUGGGAAAAGCUUCAAGGAGUCAGGAACUCUGACUAGACACCAACGCAUACACACAGGCGAGAAGCCUUAUAGCUGUGAUCAGUGUGGGAAGAGAUUUGCUCUAUCCGGACACCUGACUAGACACCAGCGCAUACACACAGGAGAGAAGCCUUAUAGCUGUGAUCAGUGUGAGAAGAGCUUUGCUCUUUCCGGAAACCUGACUAGACACCAACGUAUACACACAGGAUUGAAGCCUUAUAGCUGUGAUCAGUGUGGGAAGAGCUUCAUGGAGUCAGGAACUCUGACUAGACACCAACGGAUACACACAGGAGAGAAGCCUUAUAGCUGUGAUCAGUGUGGGAAGAGCUUCACGGAGUCAGGAAUUUUGACUUCACACCAGCGCAUACACACAGGAGAGAAGCCUUAUAGCUGUGAUCAGUGUGGGAAGAGUUUUGCUAGAGAUUCCAUCCUGACUGCACACCAACGCAUACACACAGGAGAGAAGCCUUAUAGCUGUGAUCAGUGUGGGGAGAGUUUUGCCCGAGAUUCCACCCUGACUGCACACCAACGCAUACACACAGGAGAGAAGCCUUACAGCUGUGACCAGUGUGGGAAGAGUUUUGCUCGAUAUUCCACCCUGACUGCACACCAACGCAUACACACAGGAGAGAAACCUUAUAGUUGUGAUCUGUGUGGAAAGAGCUUUGCUCGAGAUAUCACCCUGACUACACACCAGCUCACACACACUGGAGAGAAACCUUACUCCUGUCUAUGUGGAAAGAGCUUUGCUCAUUCAGGGUCACUGAUAAAACACCAGAAAGCACAAACAUGUAAUCUUUUAUCUCCCUCCUCUCCUGCUCUGGUUCCAGAUCCCUAAAUAAAGAUUCAAUAGAAAACAUAUUGUAAAGAGUCAUCGAUCUCCCAUUCUCUAAAAGUGUACUAAGUCUGAUUACCAUGGUAACCUGUUAGCAUAAUAUGCAGCUCUGGAUCCAUAUGUAUCAAGCUUCUCAGAGUAGGAUUGCUGUGUGUUGUGGGGUGGAGGAUGUUGAGGUUGGUGGGGGUUUUCAAAGCUGUAUCUUUUUUCAUUAACUCCUAUUAUGAAUUAAAUAAUAGAAUAGAAUAAUGUUUCAACAAUGCUAAGUGUAUAUUCAUGUGUGAGGGAAAUGGUGUUGUCUGAAGAGAGAGUCUUGAAUUGUACAUCUUGUCUCAGACAAUCAUUGGUUCCUAUAGG
This is a messenger RNA of Coregonus clupeaformis (lake whitefish), 1882 nucleotides long. Its product is annotated as zinc finger protein 501. The transcript is spliced from 3 exons. The coding region runs from base 47 to 1528 and encodes 493 amino acids. Gene Ontology annotation, biological process: regulation of transcription by RNA polymerase II. Gene Ontology annotation, molecular function: DNA-binding transcription factor activity, RNA polymerase II-specific; RNA polymerase II cis-regulatory region sequence-specific DNA binding. The record is from RefSeq and is a predicted model, not a curated record. NCBI's taxonomy places the organism in Eukaryota, Metazoa, Chordata, Actinopteri, Salmoniformes, Salmonidae.